Molecule: messenger RNA, 3990 nt
Organism: Schistocerca cancellata (South American locust)
Lineage: Eukaryota; Metazoa; Arthropoda; Insecta; Orthoptera; Acrididae
Product: MIT domain-containing protein 1-like
Exons: 6
Coding region: 709-1434 (241 amino acids)
Source: RefSeq, a predicted model, not a curated record
UGUUGUUGCUGUCUUCAAUCCAGAGACUGGUUUGAUGCAGCUCUCCAUGCUACUCUGCCCUGUGCAAGCUUCUUCAUCUUCCGGUAUCUACUGCAACCUACAUCCUUCUGAAUCUGCUUAGUGUAUUCAUCUCUUGGUCUCCCUCUACGAUUUUUACCCUCCACGCUGCCCUCCAGUACUAAAUUGGUGAUGCCUUGAUGCCUCAGAAUAUGUCCUACCAAUCAAUCCCUUCUUUUAGUCAAGUUGUGCCACAAAUUUCUCUUCUCCCCAAUUCUAUUCAAUACCUCCUUAUUAGUUAUGUGAUCUACCCAUCUAAUCAGCGUUCUUUUGUAGCACCACAUUUCGAGUUUUAAAUUAUAAGAUCCAUAAGCUGUCUGUAUGUGGGGAAAAUGUAUUAUAAGAAUUUUUGUUUGUUUGUGAGAAGUAUAUAAUUUUUUGCUAAGUGUGUGUUGGUAUCUGUUUGUUGGGGGGGAGGUUAGGGCUAUGGAAAAGGUUUAGUGGUUAUAUUGGUAUCUUCAUUAAAACAUAGCUAAUAUAUGUUUCUGUUUUGCCAGUAGGUUUCAUCGUUUUGUCAUUUUCUGUAAAUCUUAUCAUGAGCAAGGCCUUCUAGAAUGUGGAACGAAUAAAGAUGAGAAAUGUUAAGAAGUUGUUAGAAAUAUGAUUACUUGUGGAUUUUGAAAUAUAUUAGGACAUUUGUGCAUACUGACCAUGAGUAAUUCAAAUUUGGAGAAAGCAGCUACCAGCAUACUUUGUCGUGCUGUUGAGCUAGAUGAGAAGCGUCGUUUCACUGAAGCACUGGUUUGCUACCAGGAGGGUCUACAACUUCUGGUGAAUUUUCUCAAAACUGAAGGAAAUGCCCAGAAAAAGUCAGCUGUGCGUGGGAAGAUUGAAAGUUAUAUGCAGCGUGCAGAGAAACUGAAAAAACAUAUAGAAACACAGAAAGAUGCUGGUAGUUUCCAUGAACAAGUUGUGAUUGACAACGAUUCAAGAGGUCAUAGUUACAAAAGUGUCUUUGGCCGUUUCCUUGAUGCAGAUGUUACAGGAGUCAGAGUAGAGGAUCCUUAUAUUAGAACAUUUCAUCAGUGCCAGAAUUUUCUUCGUUUAUGUGAGCUGCUGCUACAAUCCUGCAACAAUUUGAAGAGUAUUGUGUUGGUUACCUCAUCUCCACUUCAAGUGAAUGAGCAUACUAAUCAGAUGAAGUGGCUGCAGGAUAUUAGAACAAGUCUUCUGAAAGAGAAUGUUGAACUUGUUGUACAGCUUUCUCCAACACUUCAUGAUCGACAGAUUAGAUUGGACAAUGGGUGGAUCAUUAAAAUUGGUCGAGGACUUGACUAUUUCAAACCACCAGAAAAUAAAUUUGCAGUUGGGAACUUUGAACUUGACUUCAGAUAUUGCUACCAGACCACAGUUGACAUUUAUCAUUCAAAGAAAUAAAAGCUAAAUGCUCUGGUAGUCCGCAGCUCGUGUUCUCGCUUCCCGAGCACGCGGUCCCGCGUUCAAUUCCCGGUGGGCUCAGAGAUUUUCACCUGCCUCGAGAUGACUGGGUGUUUGUGCUGUCCUCAUCAUUUCAUCAUCAUUCCUGAAAGUGGCGAGAGUGGGCUGAGCAAAGGUUGGGAAUUUGUAUGGGCGCUGAUAACCUCACAGUUGAGCGCUCCACAAACCAAUCAUCAUCAUCAUCAUCAUCCAGCUCUGGUAGAUGAGUAAUCAAGAAAUAAAAUACAACAGUUGGUGUAAGUGCCAAGUUUCUGGGACAGUGUAACUGAGUCUGUAGAAAUCAAUGUCAAAAAACCCAAUAAACUAGGACAGAGGUUUAAUUUAAACAAUACGUGGUUUCUAGCACUUGGUUUAUUAAAAUUUCACCAGUAUUAAGGCUUCUCGUAGCUCUAUUCUGUCUUUGACUGAAUCUCACCUUAGUUGGAUUUUUUAGGUCUGUAAUACUAAGUGUUGGAAGGUAUCUGCCAGUUCAUGUUUUUCUGUUUCUCUGUGACACACUACUAUUUGUCAAACGAACUUGUAACUAUUCAUGCAGCCCUCAGUAUCCCUUCUUGGUACGGAUCCACACACUUGAGCAGUAUUAAUAUGGGUUGUAUGAUUUUUUGUAAGCAAUCUCCUUUGCAGACUAAUUUCAUUUUACCAGUAUUCUACCUAUGAACCUAAGUCUGAGCUAUAUGCAUUCUGAAUACAACAUUCUCUCUCCACAUAGAUGAGUCAGAAAUGUAUUACAGAGAAUAUAUUGUACAAAACAUUUUUUAAAUAUCUUGAGUGAUAGUAUUAAAAAGUUACAACUUUUGGAAAUUAUGCCAAUAAAUUGCCACUAAAUUGAGACUAUAAAGAAGGGGAUGAAUGUACCUUUACUGCAUCAUCAUCACUAUAAAUUCCACAUUUUUGCAUUUUGUAUCAAUUAACUGAGAAAGUAUCAGCUUGGUGCAUAAGUUUGCACCAGUUUGGUUUUGCAUGUUGUCCUCCCAGUUGCUAUGGGUUGAUUCAUUGGUUGUCAUUUUUUAUUUGUAGUUCACUGUUGCCAUUUGAGUUAACAUACUGUCAUUACUGUCAGUUGGAGGUAGUGAGUGGAGCUGUGGACAAUAGAAAAUGGAGUGCCAAGUGGAGAAACCAGAACAUUUCCAAUAUAUUUUUCUGUUUGAGUUCAGUAUAGGGCUGACAGCAGUGCAGGUAGCCAGAAACAUUUCCGUUGUGUAUGGGAAUGAUACCAUUAUAUAGAGUAUGCCAAUAAAAUGGUUUUCUCAUUCUAAGGAGGAUCGUUUUGACUUCAGUGACUCUCCAAGUUCUAGAAGGCAUUCAUGGUUAGAUAAAGAUCAUUUAAAUACAUUAAUCCACAACGAUCCACACCAGAGAAGUGGCAAAUGUAAUGAACUGUGAUCAUUUCACAUUGACAUUUGCGUGCAAUGGGGAAGGUCCAAAAUCGGGUGUAUGGGUAUCACACGUUCUAAGCAAAAGUCACAAAAAAUCUGUGGGUGGACGCAUGUGCAUCUCUGCUUGCUUAUCAUCAGUUGGCUUUUGAACAACACCAACCAUUCCUAUCCUGUAUCGUUACUGGUGAUAAGGAAAACUGUAACCGUCACUGUUAACAUUUACUGCUAACAACGAAGAAGACUUGCAGGUGCAAUCCAGGAACAGCGAGCAGGAUUGUGUGAAGUGAUGAUACUCCACAAUAAUGCCUGCCUGCAUUCUGUUAGGCUGAUGACAAACACUAUACAGGAGUUGCAUUGGAAAGUCAUGGUACUGUCUCAUUUGAUCUUAGCUGAACAUGGAUUUUAAAAAUCAAUACAAACUUAUUAAUAAUAGCAGUCAACCAAAGAUUUCAGAACUAGAAAAAAACCUUAUUUCAGGUACUGUUUUGAGAACUGUGACCCAUUGAGCUUAGUGAGAAAGGGAAAUGUGCUUUAUCAAUUGAAGUCCUUAUUUAAAAAGUGGUACUCCUCCAAUUUAGUUCAUUUCGAGAUAUUUGAGGCUUAAACAAAAUUGAGUGAAGCCAAUAGAAAGAAAUCUCUUGCAGCAGUUGAUGGACUGCAGAAUUUCAGGUCUCUCGAACAGAAAAUUGUUAUCACUUGGUUAUGUUUAAUUCAGUAUCUUGAAAUGAUCAAAAUUGGAGGUGUACCACUGUUGAAAUAAGGCCUUCAAUAGUUAAAGAUGUUCUGCUAAGAAUGUUUGCAGUUUUGAUAUGGAUUAAAAGUAUGAUACAAGGUUCUCAACAUAAAACUGUUUUCAUACCAAUGCUUAAUACCAUGUAAAAUAGGUCUGAAUCACAUUAAGUUCUACUGUGAUUUGGUAUUGUAUAUAGUGAGACAUAAUGCAAAAGUUAAGACAUUGUUUGUAUGCUUUGGAUUUUUUUAUUUUGUCUGCCAAUGUGUCUUGAUCAAUAUUCUCAUUGUCAGGCAUUGAUCAUUACAUAAUUAUCCAAGCCCUACUCAUAACAUUUGGAAUGAAUGUGAUGUACAAAUUGUAAUAUAAUGUUCUAAUGUCAUCUCAAAU